Pisolithus orientalis is the source of this 1549-nucleotide messenger RNA. RefSeq lists its product as uncharacterized. Gene Ontology annotation, biological process: protein K48-linked deubiquitination. The transcript is spliced from 6 exons. The record is from RefSeq and is a predicted model, not a curated record. Gene Ontology annotation, molecular function: cysteine-type carboxypeptidase activity; cysteine-type deubiquitinase activity; K48-linked deubiquitinase activity. NCBI's taxonomy places the organism in Eukaryota, Fungi, Basidiomycota, Agaricomycetes, Boletales, Pisolithaceae. Bases 70 to 1341 code for a protein of 423 amino acids. Gene Ontology annotation, cellular component: cell periphery; cytosol.
CCCCACGUGGACUCUGGUACAUAUAAUACCCCGGCGUCGUCCUGUUCCGCUGUCAAGUAUUACGACCCCAUGUCAGAACGAGUCGAGGCAUCGAGCCUACGGUCAUCGCGUGCAGACGUGUGGGACCUCAAGGAAAUCACCUUCGGUACGGGUGAACGGAGGCGCAAAGUCAAGAUCAUAACGCAAAACUUCAACGGCCCAUGCUCGUUCAUCGCAAUAUGCAAUAUACUCAUCCUCCGAGGCGACAUACAGAUCCAGCCGUAUGAACGCACCAGUGUAUCCUACGAAUUUCUAUCGCAGCUCGUUGGAGAAUAUCUUCUCUUGAGUUGUACAGAUCCCGACAUCGACAUAUCCGCAGCUCUCUCUGUCAUGCCCACUACUACAAAGGGUCUUGAUCUAAACCCACAAUUUACUGCCGUCGAUUCAUUUAGACCAGGCGAAGGCGGUGGCGAGCUCCAGCUAUUCUCCAAAGCUGGUAUCAGACUCCUUCAUGGCUGGGUCGUGGAUCCCGAGAGUCCCGCAGCAUCGGUCCUUUCUCGCGUCAGCGACUAUGACAGCGCAGUCACGCUCAUAGCAGAUGCCGAUCACAUUACCAAGGGAAAACUCUUGCAUUCGGACGUGUUUGACGACUCAAACGAGCCUGGACCGAGUCGCAGUGAUACCCUGCCCAGCAACACGGCCGGACCCAGCUCGUUAGCAGCAGGCGCAAAUAGUCAGUCAAGCACAGAGCCAAGCAAUCAAUUCCAGUUCGAACCGCGCAGUCCGAGCGAAGCGUAUUCCGAACAAGACCGACAGAAGAUCGAAUCUGCUCUUGUUGCACAGGGAUUUUUGGACUCGACCCAGUCUCAGCUGACUUACUAUGGACUGUUCCAACUCGCCACAGCUGUCGAGCCAGGUUCGCUCGUUGCGCUAUUUCGAAACUCACACCUCUCGGUGCUGCACAAGCCCGAAGGCGAGGAUUCUGCUCUAUACACGCUCGUCACGGAUAACGUCUUUCUCCACGAAUCGUCGGUAGUGUGGGAGCGUCUGGAAGACGUCGAUGGUGGAUGGUCGACGUUCGUCGACUGCGAUUUUGUCAAGUCGUCACCAGCGGGAGGUGACUUUGCUGGCCAGACUGCGGAAGCUGCAGCCAGAGCCUACGAAGUUGCAGCCGGAGUCGGAGACCCAGCAGAUCAUGAAUUAGCAAGACGGCUUCAGGCAGAGGAAGAUGCACGCGCACGGCAGCUUUACCUACAAAGAGAACGACAACGUGCGGAGCGGCAGAGAAGUCAGGCGAAUCCGAUUGGCGAUGGUGAGAGUCGGAAAACGAAGAAGGCGAAAGACAAGUGUAUUAUUAUGUAGGCUUGGUGGCUUCGAUACCCUAAACAACUUUCAUGUGAUUCUUUUCCGGGCCUACGAACGCGACACCAAGACCGAGGGUAACAGUGUAAUGGCGAAAUGCCGAUGGGCUGUACGGGCAACAAGGUCAGUGGCACCGCAGAAUGCCAAGGGCAUUGUUUAGGAUCACCGCAUUAUGCUUCGUGAACAUGAUAAUGGCGGACAUUCAAAG